UGACAACCCUAGAACCGAAGCGCCUACCCAAGGAGCCCUAAAGCGCCGACGAUGAUGACAACGACGACUGCGUCUAGCAACGACGCAACCAAUGUGAAAGCUUCUCAAUUUGUCGUACAUUUUCCGGCACAACAGACGCAAUAAUUUUUUGGCGGAGUCGCGAGAACUGUGUGUGUUAAACGCAAAUUCCAACAGUUUUUGGCAAUUAUGUAAAGUGUUUGCAGAAAAUUUGCAAGUGAAAAUGAAUAAAAUCGUGGUACCAUAAACAUUACGAAACUCAAACCUAAAAAAAAAAAACAAACAACUAACAAGCAAGAGGAAGAGAAAGUGUGAAAACUCUUGAAAAGUGCUGACAAUUAAAAACAAUUUUCGCAACAAACAAAAAUUAAACAAAAAUAAAAUCACAAUAUAGAGCAAAACUAAAUCUUGAAUGUCACACAAAAUGUUGCAAGUGCCGGCAACAACAUUGUUGUUGCUCAUUGCACUGCUUCAGCUAGCUGCCACUGUCGCUGUGGCAGCUGCAGCAACUGGAAACGGCGACACAACAACAACCAGCAUCUUGGAGCGCCAAAUUGAUUCAAGUCUGCAGAAUGCCAAGCUGAUUGAGAGCAAAGUGCUGCCCGAUUUGGUGGGACUGCAACGCAAUCAGGAAGAUGACAAGUGGCAACACAUUUACCGGUUUAUUGACGAUGGCUUUCCAGUUUUAGAGCUAUACGGGUAUAAGACCAAGCCAGAUAUACCUUACACAUUAAUUAUACCCAAAAUCGAUGUGCGCAGCAUUGAGAAGCCGCGAUUGAAGGAGUUCAUGUUGGAACACUUGGUGCCUGGUAAAAUCUUUGAUAGUUACAAUGCCGUAUCAACUGGCAAGGAAGAGGAGGAGCCAAAUGGUAAUGGAAAUGGACAUAAAAUCGUUUUUCGUAAAUUGGAGAAAUCCCACAACAAUGUUUGGCUACUCAAUGGACAGCAAAUACUCUACAAGCUUCGUAUCAAUGAACAUUUGAUGGCCAUUGGAAUUGAUGGUUAUUUGGGUGAUAGAAAAUCGCCCUACUCCAAGCGUAACAUACAGGAAACGAACAAUCGCUACAAUGACCCACAGCCGCUGGAGCAGCCGAACAUUACAAAUGCACACGCCAAAGUGGAGCCCAUUAUUAAGGAAUCAAAGGCCAGUCCAUUGAUGUCGUUUUUGGCCAACAUGAAGACGGGCACAAAAGUGUUCCAACAUUUUCUAUCGAAAAGCAAUCUGACACGCAUUAUGGAUGAUAAUGCCUACACGGUUCUCAUACCAUCGGACAAUGCCUUCCAACGUUGGCAUCCCAUCGAUUGGGGAUUUUAUCCAUUUAGUGUGCCCGAGUUCACCGAAAGUGUAUUGCGUAAUCAUUUCCUGCCCAUGCAGCGUCCAUUGCGUAUCUCCGAUGUCAAGAACGUGGAUCAAAUGAUUGUCCAUACCAUGGGCGGUGAGGAUGUGGUAUUCCAUGGUCAACCCACGCCCACUGUGAAUAAUGUGAGCAUUAUGUCCGACUACACGCUCUCCAAUGGCAACCAGGUUUUCAUUAUUUCCGAAGUAUUAUUUGUCUCCGAGGCUGUGGUUUCCAAAUUACAUCAGAUGCACAAGGAUAAGGAAACGCCUCCAUUAUUGGCAUUCCCGUGGUUUGGUGCACAGUUUCUAUCGCAUUCAUUCUUGGCCUUGGAGCGAGAUUCUCGAUUUACGCAAAUCACAAGAUAUCUAAACAAUGCGGAAAUCGCUCCACACAUCUCUGGAGCCAACUAUACGUUCUUCGUGCCCGAAGACAAGGCCUUUGAAAAGCUGGGCUUCGACAGACUCUCCGAUGAUGUUAUGGCCUCGCAGCGUGGCAUUAAGAUGUUAUUGAAUCACUUUGUGCGUGGACGCCUCUACAAUCGGGAUCUGCGAGAUAAUGAGGUAUUUGAGACUAUUGGAGGCGGUCAUUUGAAGAUAACCCGAAAUCCAGGAAGCAACUAUACGAGCGUAAAUAAUGCACAGAUUACAGAGAGCGAAGUGUUUGUCUAUAAUCUGGGCACCAUGUACUAUAUAGACGAUAUACUUUAUUCACAUAUGCUACGCGAUCAUAUUACCAAAUCGACUAAAACGAGAUCAGAUCGAAAUGGUGGCGAGGGCGGCGGGGGUUCACGUAGUACCGUCCGUCCCAGUGAUGUGGAGAUUGUUCCCAAUGAAUUUGAGAGCGAGCAUAAUGGCGGUGAUUAUGCCAUACAUGGCGAUGAUGAUGAGUUCGAGGAUGAGAUUAUAACGCCAAAAGCGUUGCCCGUCCAGUUUUAUGAGUUGCCCAAGUAAGGAAUUGAUUGAUAUAUGAAAUUGGAUAAAAUACUUGUAAUAGUUUCGUGGGAAGUUUGGCCGAGCCGUAAGAGAGUUUGAUAUUGUGGGGAGUUUUAAAUGUGUAUGUGGACGCGCUUAAAGCGUUUUGUAUAGUUCUGAGCUAAUUUUUUAAAGAUUUUUUAGUUAAUAUAUAGUUUGCUUAAGUUUAGCAUCGAAAUGAGGCGGUGAAACGACGUAUACUACAACAACAAGAACAAACAUAUACCUUAUCCUAAAGUAAAAUGAACAAACAACUUAUCAGCAAUUUCAAAUGAAGCUUGUAGACAUAGCGACAAAUUGAAAAAUAAAACACAGAAACAAUUAUAUUAUUGCAAAAUUUAAAAAUAAAUUAAAAGAACUAUAUAUACUUACAUUAUAAUACAUAUAUGUAGGAAUACUACGAGUAUAUGCAAUUAGGCGCUCUUCGGGUUUUUGUGCUUCUUAUGAGUCUAACCAUAUGAGAGACGAGAAGAGAGGGCAUAGCUAAAACAUAUCGGCUAUUAACAAAAAUUUAAAAAUUAUCUGACAUUGAAGAGAGUAGUAAACGAAACUCAAACUUUGGAAUUCAUCGUAGCCAAGCGCAAUAGUUGUGAACAAAGUAAUAUCUAUAAUGAAUACGAGCAUAUUAUUAUGACAGAUAUUAUACAAUAUUUUUAGUUUCUAAUUAAUAUAAUUAUAUGUAUCUGUAUCUGUGUAUAUGAGCAAGAGCAAGAAGAAUAAGCAAUGAAAACGAAACAUGCAAUUUUAUAAUAGUUUGUUAAAAUAAAAAUAAAGCCAUAAAAGAGAACCAAAA
Molecule: messenger RNA, 3122 nt
Organism: Drosophila innubila
Lineage: Eukaryota; Metazoa; Arthropoda; Insecta; Diptera; Drosophilidae
Exons: 8
Coding region: 431-2308 (625 amino acids)
Biological process (GO): cell adhesion; extracellular matrix organization
Cellular component (GO): extracellular matrix
Molecular function (GO): cell adhesion molecule binding
Source: RefSeq, a predicted model, not a curated record